AUGGUUGAGCGUGGUGGAGGAGAAUGCGGUGGCUUCGACAGAGGCUUCAGCGGAGGACGUCCCAGGGGAGACAAGGGAUGUGGUGGAAGGCGUAGGGCCCAUCACGAGGAGGAGGAGGAGGAGAAGUGGGUCCCAGUCACGAAGCUCAAACGUCUCGUUAAAUCCAACAAGAUUAAGUCUUUGGAGCAGAUCUACCUCCAUUCCCUCCCAAUCAAGGAGUACAAAAUCAUCGAUGAGCUCUGCCUCGGCCUCAAAGACGAGGUCAUGAAAAUCAUGCCCGUUCAAAAGCAAACCCUUGUCGGUCAGCGUACCCGUUUCAAGGCCUUCGUCAUUGUCGGUGACGGUAACGGCCACAUUGGACUUGGCGUCAAGUGCAGCAAGGAAGUCGCCACCGGCAUUCGUGGUGCUAUCAUUUUGGCUAAGUUGUUUGUGAUCCCUGUGAGGAGAGGUUAUUGGGGGAACAAGAUUGGGAAGCCCCAAAAACUCAAUAGUUAG
Messenger RNA from Quercus robur (English oak), 495 nucleotides. RefSeq names its product 40S ribosomal protein S2-2-like. Gene Ontology annotation, cellular component: cytosolic small ribosomal subunit; ribosome. Gene Ontology annotation, biological process: translation. The record is from RefSeq and is a predicted model, not a curated record. The coding region runs from base 1 to 495 and encodes 164 amino acids. Gene Ontology annotation, molecular function: RNA binding; structural constituent of ribosome. The transcript has a single exon. NCBI's taxonomy places the organism in Eukaryota, Viridiplantae, Streptophyta, Magnoliopsida, Fagales, Fagaceae.